This is a messenger RNA of Vicia villosa (hairy vetch), 375 nucleotides long. RefSeq lists its product as uncharacterized. The record is from RefSeq and is a predicted model, not a curated record. NCBI's taxonomy places the organism in Eukaryota, Viridiplantae, Streptophyta, Magnoliopsida, Fabales, Fabaceae. Bases 1 to 375 code for a protein of 124 amino acids. The transcript has 2 exons.
AUGGCUGGAAGGAAUGAUUGUGCGAUUGCUGAUGCUCUAGGAGCGAUGACUCAGAGGAACAAUCUGCCUACUUUCAAGGGAAAGUACGAUCCUGAAGGUUCCCAGACUUGGCUUCUGGAGAUUGAGAAGUUUUCCAGAGUUAUGGCAUGCACUGAUGAGCAUAAGGUGCUUUUCGGGACACACAUAAUGUCUGGGGAGGCUGUGUAUUGGGGGGAGAAUACUUGCCAAAGGUUGGAAGCUGCAGGUACAAUGUUUACUUGGGUGAAUUUCAAAAUUGAGUUUCUGGAGAAGUAUUUUCCAGGUGAUGUUUGCAGUCGGAAAGAGAUUGAGCUAUUGGAGCUGAAGCAAGGAAAUAUGGAUGUAGUUGAUUAUUAG